CAGUAGCCUUUGAAUUCCAUACAAAAAGAAUAUUAGCAUUUGGCGUUGAUCAUAAAAUUCUUAAUAAGGUUCAUAAAUUUCCCUAUCCUAUCCAAAAAAUGGUCGUUGAUGAAAUUUUUGCU
Molecule: messenger RNA, 122 nt
Organism: Racocetra persica
Lineage: Eukaryota; Fungi; Glomeromycota; Glomeromycetes; Diversisporales; Gigasporaceae
Source: the annotation of a GenBank genome assembly